Molecule: messenger RNA, 743 nt
Organism: Diuraphis noxia (Russian wheat aphid)
Lineage: Eukaryota; Metazoa; Arthropoda; Insecta; Hemiptera; Aphididae
Product: mitochondrial import inner membrane translocase subunit Tim22
Biological process (GO): protein insertion into mitochondrial inner membrane
Cellular component (GO): TIM22 mitochondrial import inner membrane insertion complex
Molecular function (GO): transmembrane protein transporter activity
Source: RefSeq, a predicted model, not a curated record
UUAUAAUAAAAUCAUUUUUAUGGUAACUUAAUACUAUACAAUAGGUAUUUAAAUAUCUUAAAACAAAUAUUCUAUCUGUAUUAUUAACUGUGAAAGAUGUCUAAUAACGAGGAGAGCACUAAUAUGUCACAAGAAGAAGUUUUACAUAAAUUCGUUAAUCGAAUAUUUAACAAUGAUCAAUUUCGAGAAAAAAUAAUGAUGCCAAAUGUGAUGGGACGGCCAGUAGUAAAAUCGGUAGAAGAAAAAACAUUAGAYUCAAUUACUGAAAGUUGUGCAUUUAAGUGCAUUCUAAGCGGUGUGAUGGGUUUUGCUCUUGGUGGAGCCAUUGGUCUUUUUACUUCUAGUGUAAAUCCACAAAUAAAACCACCGGGUCAGCAAGAAACAGUCAAAGAAAUUAUACGUGAAAUGAAAACUUCUUCACUUGGUUAUGCAAAAAACUUUGCUUUACUUGGAGCCGUAUUCUCUGGGAUUGAAUGCAUUGUAGAGACAUAUAGAGGUCAAUCCGACUGGAAGAAUGGUACUUAUGCAGGUGGAAUAACUGGUGGAUUAAUAGGAUUUAGAGCUGGAGCCAAAGCAGGUUUACUCGGCGCAUUAGGUUUUGCUACAUUUUCCACUGCAAUUGAUUAUUAUAUGCGUAAUUCAUCAUAAAUAUUUUUAUUUUUAAUUAAUUUUAUUGCUGUAAAUAGAAUGUUAAUUAGAUUCUUUAAUUGUAGAAAAAUAAAACAUUAUGACUUAUAUUUGUA